Nothoprocta perdicaria is the source of this 6145-nucleotide messenger RNA. Its product is annotated as poly [ADP-ribose] polymerase 14-like. Gene Ontology annotation, biological process: negative regulation of gene expression. The record is from RefSeq and is a predicted model, not a curated record. Gene Ontology annotation, cellular component: cytoplasm; nucleus. Gene Ontology annotation, molecular function: NAD+ poly-ADP-ribosyltransferase activity; transcription corepressor activity. Lineage: Eukaryota; Metazoa; Chordata; Aves; Tinamiformes; Tinamidae. The transcript has 19 exons. The coding region runs from base 1 to 5700 and encodes 1899 amino acids.
AUGGCCGCGCAGGGAGAGGGGCUGCCGCCGCCGCCGGGCGCCUUCCCGCUGCUGGUGCGSGGCCCCUGGGGCUCGGCCGAGCCGCCGGGCGCGCUGCGGAAAAAGCUGCUCUGCUACUUCCAGAGCCAGAAGCGCUCGGGCGGCGGCGAGUGCGAGCUGCGAGCGGGGCCGGCGCCCGGGAGCCUCCUGCUCUGCUUCGCCCGCCGCGACGUGAGGCAGCGCGUGCUCGACCGGCGCUCGCACGAGCUCGACUGGGGGCCAGGGGGCCGCCUGGCGCUGCUCGUCACGGAGCCGCCCGCGGGCGGGGACGCCGCGCAGGGGGCCGGAGCGGCGAGCGCGGCCCGGGCAGCAGAACCACAGGUGUCUUUUCCAACCUGUGGGGGUAAGGAGGCCUUGGGCGAUACUGAGCAGAAACAAAGGGAAUCAUCUGGGAACUUAAGAGCAGAAACAGCAGUUUCUGGGGAAUCUGUCAUAGUAGUAACCACAGCGUCUGGGGAGGAAAUAGAAGAUGAGAUUGCAGAAAUGUAUUUUGAAAAUAAGAAGAAGUCUGGUGGGGGACCCAUUAAGUCGUGCAUCAGAAAGGAUCAGCAAAUAAUCAUUACCUUUCAGGAUGAGAGAGAUGCCCAGGAAGUUUUGCAAAGAGAUCAUCACUCAGUGAAGAAAAUUGAGCUGUUGGUGAAGCCUUGGCAGGUGGAGACUAUCCAGGACCUGUUCCAAGUGGAGAACUCUCAAGAAUCUGUGCCUCCUGCCUUAGUUGUGCUCAAAGAUGUGCAGGAGACAGUAGGAGAGUACAUGUUAAUUAUGCUGGUAGAGAAUAUCAGUGGUUUAUCAGAGGAAGACAAGGACUUCAGUGUGGAAAUGAUACCUGAAAUAAAUGCUGCUGUAAUUACUUUUUCUGGAAAUACUGCCACAGAUGAAUUUGUUAGAAAAUUUAAUCAAAAUAACAGAGCAAAGCAACAUGGUAUUACUGCACGAUGCCUUGAGGUGACGAAAAGCCUUAUGGCUGAAAAUAUACCACCUAACACCCCCAAUGACUAUAUUACCAUCUACUUUGAGAACAAAAAGAAUGGAAGUGCACAAGUGGUGGAUGUUCAGCAGUUGCAUGAUGAAGGUGCAGCUAUCAUUACAUUCAGUGAUCAUAAAGAUGUGCUCAAUAUCUUGGCAAAGCAGCAUUCACUCAACAGAGUCCCCAUCUUUGUCUAUCCUUACUAUAAGUCAUUGGGAACAGCUCUCUAUGGAAAGGAAGGGCCUCAAAUAAAGAAGCCAGAUCCAGUUACAGUGCCUCUGGAUCUUUAUAUCUGGCAGUUCUUACAAAAAAAUCAUAGUCUAAUGGAGACAAUCAAUUGUGAUAUGGCAAAGUGUAAUUGUCUGCUAACAUGGCCUGAACCCAGCUGUGAAGACCCAAAAGUUACUUUGCAUUUUGCAGCUGAUCUGUCCAUGCAGAAGAGAUUAAUGGCUCGAUUGAUCAAGACAUGGAAUAACAGUGUUUCCAUAGCAUUUUCAUGUAGUAUAUCAAAGUACACAUCAAUUACAUUUCAAAUAAGUGCAGAGGUGUGGGAUGCUGUUAGCAAUAGCAUUGCCCCAGAUGGAGUCUUGAUAAUCCCAUUUGUUCACAAUGAGUUGCUUGUUCUAGUAGGUGACAAAGAGUUUCUGAAGGAUAUUGAAGAAGAGGUGAAGUUGCUGAUAGAAAAUGCCACCAAGCAAAUUGAAAGAGAGAAGAAAAAAAUUGAAGAAAUUGUGAGUGUGUGUCCAGGGGAGUAUGCAAUUUUACAGGUUAUUGGACUUGAAGAAAAAAUUCGUAAGGAAUGCCCAACUCUGCAGAUGAUUUAUAAUCCCUUGCAUAAGAUAAUCAUCCUCCGUGGAGUGUCUGAGGAAGCUUAUAAAGUCAAAGGUGAAAUCCUAGAUAAUAUGCACAAACUGGUAAAGAAAUCAGUUAAUGUUCACCCUCAUAUUUUGCAGUUUUUAGAGUAUGUGGAUAAUGAAACUCUGUCACAGAGCUUGUUUAUGUCAAAACAAAUUAGUGCUUUCUAUGAGCUUGAAAAGGAAGCUAUUAUGUUGACUGGGAGUACUUCUGAAAUGCUCCAACAAGCAGAAGAUGAAAUAGAGAGGGAACUGAACCACAGAAGCAUUGAUCUGGAGGAUGAGUCUGUCCUCCAGAAGGAAGAAUGGAGGUUGCUCACCACCCAGAAUUGUUUUAGUGCAGCUGUAUCAGUCACUCGGGUAGGAAGACAGGUCAUUGUUGCUGGCUGUUCUCAAGCCGUGGAAAAAGCUUAUGAGGAGUUCUCUGACUUUAUAGAUCGAAACACUCAAGUGCAACAGUUCAUCAGAGGAAAGCCCACGGCAGUCGUAAUGUUCUUCAAGAAAGAGAAGAGAAAGGUGUUGACUACAUUGCAAAAUAAUGGCGUGAAAGUCAACUUUGGCACAGAAGGGCAGGAUAGCGUUAUUUCUUUGAGGGGGCCAAGAAGAGAAGUGUUGAAGGGAGUCACUUUAGUAGAACAGAUUCUUUGCAGGUUGUGUUAUAAGCGUGUGUUAAUUAGUGAGCCAGGAGCCAAGUCAUAUUUGAAAGAACGAGAACACUUUUAUGCUGCCACUGCAAAAAACACCUUCAACUGUAUAGUCAGGCUGGAAGAGCAGCCAGAACAGCAAGAGCAGGGUAGGGGAAGCAAGCCCUACGUGCAGAUGACUGCAGGUGGAAUUCUGAUAGAAGUUCGUAAAGCUGACUUGUGCACUCAUCAUGUUGAUGUUGUUGUAAAUGCAUCAAAUGAAGGCUUAAAACUUACRGAGGCAUUUUUACAAGCGGCCGGUCCAGAGCUCCAAGAAGAGUGUGACAAGCUGACAAAGCAGGGCUGUUUGCAACCUGGAUGUGCUGUUAUCACAGGAGCUGGGAAGCUCCCCUGCAAACAUGUGAUUCAUGCUGUUUGGCCCACCUGGAGGAAAGAUGAAGCACAAAAUUGUGUAUUGUUGUUAAGAAAGACAGUGAAGAAUUGCCUACACCUGGCCAAAACAUACAAUCAGCGCUCCAUAGCCCUCCCAUCUAUAAGUACUGGGAGUUUUGGCUUUCCAGUGCAACUGUAUACAUAUUCAGUUGUAUCAUCCAUCAAGGAAACCUUGGAAUCCAUGGCGAACAAUAGCUUGAGCGAAGUUCAUCUUGUGGAUGUUGCAGAGAAAAAUAUUCAGGCUUUCAGUGAGGCACUGAAAGAAGUGUUUUUGGAUAAUUUGCAUCCCCAGGGUUCAGUCAGUCAGAUUAAUCAGCCUAGGAAAAGCCAAAGUUCUCAAAAUAGCGACAGCCUCGUGAUGGUAACAACAGAAGAAGGCCUUGACAUUCUGCUGAAAAAAGGAAGCAUUGCAGAUGCUACAACAGACAUURUUGUCAACAGUGUUGCUGAAGAUCUGGAGCUUACUAAAGGGCCACUCUCCAAAAUCUUGCUAAGCAAGGCAGGGCCAAUGCUUCAGACAGCCUUAAAGGAAGAAGGCUUAAAAAGUACACCCAGUGAAGGAUCCGUGUUGAAAACGAAAGGAUACGGUCUAGGUUGCCAUUACGUGCUUCACACCAUUUUACCUAGGUGGUCACAGGGCUGUUCAUCUGAAAAAAAGAUCCUUGGAAAUAUCAUCACAGAAUGCCUGAAAAUUGCCGAGGAGCUGUCUUUAAAGUCGAUCACUUUCCCAGCAAUUGGGACAGGGAAUUUAGGAUUUCCGAAGCCUGUUGUUGCCAAAUUACUGUUUGACAAAGUGUUUGAAUUCAGCAAUAAARAAAGAAUAAAUUCCCUUGAAGAAGUUCACUUCUUACUGUAUCCGAAAGACACAUGUAAUGUGAAGGCAUUUUCAGAUGAACUGCAGCGGAGACGUGGAAGUACUGUAGGCGAAAUGCAGGAGACUGCUCCAAGUGAGGCUAGCCAAAGCACAACUUUCUUUGGCCCUGUUUCAACCCCGGCACAAGAUGUACAUGAAAUGAUGAUUGGCUCUAUCGUUUUCCAGGUGUUUAUGGGAGAUAUUACUAAGGAAAAAUCAGAUGUCAUUGUAAACAUAACGAACAGAAGCUUUAACCUCAGAAAAGGUGUUUCUAAAGCGAUUCUGGAAGGCGCUGGACAAGCUGUUCAAGAUGAGUGUACCCAAUUAGCCUUGCAGCCUAACARUGACUUUAUAACCACUCAAGCAGGAUGUCUGCCAUGCAAAAGAAUAAUCCAUUUUGUUACCCAGGAUGAUAUCAAGGUACCAGUCUCCAAAGUGCUUCAGGAGUGUGAAUUACAGCAAUAUGCCUCUGUCAUCUUUCCAGCAAUUGGAACAGGUGCAGCAGGUCGGGAUCCGACCACAGCAGCUGAUGAAAUGAUGGAUGCAAUAACUGACUUUGCAAGAAAUAACUCUGUUCACUCUGUGAAAACAGUGAAAGUUGUCAUCUUUCAGCCCCAUCUGCUAAGUGUGUUCCAUGCAAGCAUGCUCAAAAAAGAACGUUCUGGUAAAAAAGGUCCAUUCAAAUCAUUUAUUUCCAGCCUAUUACCACGCUGGAGCUCUGAGAAAUGUAACCCGAAGGAAAAAAGCAAAGCAGUUUUGGAAAAGAAAACUGAAGUGGCUGUUGUUCAGAUUUGUGGUGAAAACCAAAAGCAGGUGGAAGAAGCUGAAACCUGGAUCAAAAAUGCAAUUUCAAAGGACCAGCAUGAGGAAGUAAUCACAAAUGACUUUAUCCAGAGCUUUGGUGAAAGGGAAAAUGAAGAACUGCAUGACCUACAGAAGCAAUUAAAUAUUAUUCUUCAUUUGGAACAUAACUUUAUUAAAAUUUCAGGUGUUGCUAAAGAUGUAUGGUUUGCUCAUUCAAAAAUCCAAAAUAUGAUUCACAGAGUUGAAGCUGCUGAAGAUGAAAAAAUCAAGGCAGAAUUCCUAAAAAAUUCAAUUGAGUGGAAAUACUUUGAAAAUGAUUCUUUUGUGUCCUUUGACAACCUGACAAAUUUGCAUUUAGAAAAGGCUUUCUUAGGAAAGCAGAAAUAUAUUUCAGUCUCUAUUAAUAAUCAGAAUUACAGAGUGGACAUAGAAGCCAAGCAUGCUAUAGAUGCUCAAGGAAGAAAGACRGUCAUCGCCCGUGUUGAUAAAUCUAAAGAUCAAGAGUCAAUAGUACUCCCUGCAACAUGGGAUGAUGUGCAAACAGAGCAAGUCAAAAUAGUGGAGCUAAAACCAGAAAUGAAAGAAUACAAAGAUGUGCAGGCAAGAUUUCAACAGACCUGUUUGUCAUUCAAAAUCGAAAAGAUUGAAAGGAUACAGAACCCAUAUUCUUGGAAGGCCUACCAAAUAAAAAAGCUUGAAAUGGAUAAGAAAAAUGGCAACAGAAAUAAUGAAAGGCUUCUGUUUCAUGGAACUAGUAGAGACUCAUUAACCUUAAUUAACAACCGUGGAUUUAAUCGGAGCUAUGCUGGAAUAAAUGGUGCGAGCUAUGGAAAUGGAACUUACUUUGCUGUUAAUGCCAACUAUUCUGCAGGUGACACUUACUCCAAACCAGAUGCCACGGGGAAGAAGUACAUGUACCUUGCUCGAGUCCUUGUUGGAGAGUAUUCUGUGGGGAGAAGUGGAGCAAUUACUCCGUCACCAAAAAAUUCUAGUAACUCUAUAGAUCUGUUUGAUAGUUCAACUGAUAAUGUGAACCAACCAACCAUGUUUGUCAUAUUUAAUGACAUUCAAGCUUACCCGGAAUACCUCAUCACUUUCACUAAAUAAGCAAUCUUAAUUGCAGCUAAGAUUGCAUGUCUUUUAGUCUUUAUCUUAUAAUUCUUGUAACAAAAAAAUGCAGUGAAAGCAGAAACUAUUUUUAUCUCAUUGAUUUCUUAAAGCUUGUUUACAUUUAAGCAACCCAAAGGCAACUUUUAAUAGUACUGAAAAAGACUGUUUAAAUAUUUUUUUGCUGUACAGAGGGGAAAACAUUUAACACUUUUGAGUGCUCUUUUCUACUGAUAAUUGCUUAUGGGUUACCUGUUGGGUACAUGUUAGGACACUGGAACUUGGCCUUUCUUUGCAGUGUACAGCUGUCYCAGUUUCCUGGUUGCAAUAAAAGGUGGUUAGUGUUGAUAGGGUCAGGAGUGUCUGAUCUCAGCUACAGUUCAACAUACUUUGCUGUUAGAAGUAUCUCACUCUUCCUGUAACAUUGUUUAUGAUCUAAAAAACA